Messenger RNA from Akanthomyces muscarius, 1542 nucleotides. RefSeq lists its product as uncharacterized. Lineage: Eukaryota; Fungi; Ascomycota; Sordariomycetes; Hypocreales; Cordycipitaceae. Gene Ontology annotation, biological process: tRNA methylation. Gene Ontology annotation, molecular function: tRNA (uridine) methyltransferase activity. The record is from RefSeq and is a predicted model, not a curated record. The coding region runs from base 1 to 1542 and encodes 513 amino acids. The transcript has a single exon.
AUGGCUUUCGCCCCCGAGGAGUUUGCACAAGGGAGAAGUCCCAUCAUUCAUGAGCUGUGUAGCCCUGGAGUGGAGGCGCCGCAUUGGGAGCCUCUAUAUCGCCAGGCCUGCACCUUUGGGCCCGAAAUUUUCACACAGCGCAUGGUCACAUUUAUUCGCAACCCCAACUUGAAUACGACGUGGCUAUUUCGUGGAGAUGUCCUCUUUGAUGAUAAGCCGGGAGAUGAAGAGGCAGUGGAGGGGAACGGCACGCGAGAACAGCUGGGCUACUUUGAUACAGAAUGGCCGGAGCGCAGGGUCGUGGCGGGGAUGUCGAGGACGAGGACCAUGGUGCGCAGGCUGAUUCCGCGAAAUCAGAUGCGCGAUGCGCCUAUGAAUCAAACUUGCGAGUUUCACCGAAGCAGUGCACCUCAAGAUGAUGCGAGUGCCGACUCCAGCAAGGUGUCGACCCUGGUCAUCUACGUCCCGCACGCAAGGUCUGCCGAGGAGAUGCCCUUCUACCACCCCAAGGUCCAAGGCAUCGCGCAUCUUCAUGAGUGGAAUGCUGCCACUAACCAAGGAUCUGUUUCUGUUCACUUUCAUCCAUAUGCUGCCGACAUAGUCAUCAUGGAUGAGAAGCUGCGCCGUGUGGGCUACCAUCUCCUCGAGAGGCUGUACAAGCACGGUCACAAUUCGCUAAAUGGCUACACUAAGCGCGUGCACCACGAUACCGUGAUACCGCAGCCUCGGUUCCAGGACCGCUACUCGGCGCUCAAGGACAAGUAUGCGCGGGCUUUGAUGCUCUCCUGGGUGGAAACUACAGAUCCGAAGAAGCAUGUCUUUGAAGAUCUCGGCAUUGCCGCGUUCCUGAUGGAAUUGUGGACGGACAUGUACGGCACAAACAGGAACAAGUUUCCGGGGUUUGUAGAUAUUGGAUGUGGAAAUGGAUUGCUGGUCUACAUUUUAAAUCAGGAGGGCUACCCAGGGUGGGGGUUCGAUGCGCGAGCGCGCAAGUCCUGGCCGCAAUACAGCACGGCGCCGUGCGCCUCGUCGCCGGCAGACGUUUCCCUAGUCGAAAGAUGUCUCAUGCCAAGCGUUGUUCCCAAGCCCGAGGACGAAACCACUAUUGAUGAUAGCCUCAUCUACAACGGGCUAUUCGAAAAGGGCACAUUCAUCAUCUCCAACCACGCUGAUGAGCUAACGCCUUGGACGCCCAUUUUGGGUGCUCUCUCCGAAUGUCCGUGGAUUUCGAUUCCGUGCUGCAGCCACAACCUGACAGGCCGAAAGUUCCGCGCGCCGCCGCCGCGAGACAAGACAAAGCCGAAAUCGACGUAUGCUUCACUGGUGGACUGGGUGGUGCAGAUUGCCGAGGAUUGCGGCUGGCGUGUCGAGACGGAGAUGCUGCGAAUCCCCAGCACGAGGAACACGGGUCUCCUGGGGCGCACGCGGACAGUGGACGCCAAGGAUCUUGACAUUGACAGCGUGCUGGCCAAGUACGGCGGCGUCGCGGGAUAUUACUCGAGCAUUGCCAAACUGGUGAAAACUGGCCCAAGGUCUCAUUGA